This is a messenger RNA of Loa loa (African eye worm), 294 nucleotides long. RefSeq lists its product as hypothetical. Lineage: Eukaryota; Metazoa; Nematoda; Chromadorea; Rhabditida; Onchocercidae. The transcript has 2 exons. The coding region runs from base 1 to 294 and encodes 97 amino acids. The record is from RefSeq and is a predicted model, not a curated record.
AUGAAUGGGGUCGAUGAAGAAACAAUUGAAAUAGCAACAGCACAUGCCAAUUUGCCGACAACAAACGGAGUGCAACGAAUAUUAGUUGAUCCGGAUAGACCAUCUACGACUUACACCAAUUAUGCUGAACAGUUAUGUCGGAGAACAAAUCUUCUCGGAGUCAAUGAACAUGACUCAGCUGUACCAAGUACAUAUGCUGACCUGAACAAUGGUUAUCAUCGAACUUCAGGUGCUACAGUACCACGUUCUGUUUCACCCAAUAUUUGCGCAAAGACGUACGUUUUAUUUUUAUGA